GGCAGGGAGGAAGUGAUGCAGGAAAAUGCCCACAAUGUAGCAGCUCCACUCAAUGACGAAAAAGGGGGAAGCACAAAGAAAUAGGCUGCUAGUCCGAGAUGGUCCUUUAACUCGCUCCAGAGAGCGAACAUAAUUCAAAAUGGAUUCAAAAGCACAAUGUGGUUGCUAGCUGUUUACUUCUUUGUUUGUUUUCUAAAACGGGGUUGAAUUCGGUAUUGAUGUGGAAGUUUUUGUCAGCUGCCAGCUAGUUAGCUAUCCUAGCAAUAUGAGUUAACGCGACGAGUUUGCCUCAGUUCGUUUCUGGUCGCUCCGCUACCUUGGCCAACUUACUCACUACUUAUUUUGUAUUGUCGUCCGUGGAGUUAUGAACAUCAAAUUACACACACUAGAACUGUCCAAAAAGCAUUGCGGAUGUCAAGGUCACAAUGAUGGAGCAGAAUAGAACGACACUUUGAUCUGUGGCAAAUGCCUUCAGGGGGAUUGUCUGGUUUUUAAGGUCUGGCAGUGGAUAGUGGAAGAUUUGGUACAGGCCUGAGGGUAUGUUGAUACGUCUCGCAGGGCCAGAGAAGAGGCGUCUAGGUGGUUCGGACGGGGACUGAAGGCGAGGAGGAAAGACGGACCAAGGCGGGCGGAAGACAUGGGUCAGUGUGUCACCAAGUGUAAGAAUCCAACAUCCUCACUCGGCAGUAAGAGUGGAGACAAGGAGAGCGGCUCCAAGUCCCACAACAAGAAAGGAGGCAGUGCUGGUGGUGGGGGCCACAAAGAGGAGCCCAGUGCGCUGUGUAGCAAAACCACCAGCGAGCUGUCGAAUGGCACCAAGCCGUUGGAGGUUACAGUGGAGACACCCGUCAUUCCUGCGGUGAUGGGGGAAGCACACAAGGAUGAGUAUCUGGAUGGAGAUGGGCUGUCGAUGCUGCGCAUUGAAGAGUUGUUCCACUGCUACAAGGAUGAACAGGAAGAUGCCAUCUUGGAGGAAGGCAUGGAGAGUUUUUGCAAUGACCUGUGUGUGGACCCGGCAGAGUUCCGUGUGCUUGUUCUUGCCUGGAAGUUUCAAGCAGCCACCAUGUGCAAGUUUACAAGGAAGGAGUUUGUUGAUGGCUGCAAGGCCAUUCAGGCAGACAGCCUCGAGGGCAUCUGCUCACGUUUCCCUGUCAUGCUGCAGGACGCCCAGGGGGAGGAGAACUUCAAGGACCUGUACCGCUUCACCUUCCAGUUUGGCCUGGACGCCGAGGAUGGCCAACGCUCGCUGCAGCGAGAAAUUGCUAUCGCCCUGUGGCGCCUGGUGUUCACCCAGGACUCGCCUGCGAUCUUGGAGCACUGGCUGGACUUCCUCUCGGAGAACCCCUCAAGUAUUCGGGGCAUCUCAAGAGACACGUGGAACAUGUUCCUGAACUUUACCCAGGCCAUUGGGCCUGACCUGAGCAACUACAGCGAGGACGAGGCCUGGCCGAGCCUCUUUGACACCUUCGUGGAGUGGGAGUUGGAGCGUAGGAAAAAGGAGGAGGAACAGGCACUGAUGGCAAAGGAGGAAGAGGGGAGGUGUACUGAGACAGAGUGUUCUCCCACCACAGAUAGACUUGAAACCGAGGGAAGCCGCGGCUCACAGACGUGGGGGGGCCACUAACGAGGAAUCAAGAAACAUUUGUAAGGGAGGAAAGGAUAUGAUCUACAUCUGAACUGUACAUCUGUGAAUCAUUGGAGGAAUAUUAGUAUUAUCAUUACGGCUGUUCAUUUUGCUCUCCUUUUCUGUCGGGUGGGAUUCCUUUGUUUUUUUUUCUCGAAAGGGCUCUAAGAACUGUCAUGUUUUAAGCACUUCUAUUUAAGUUAUUGUUUUACUUUUUAUUUCUCCUCCCAUGUGUGUUUUAGUAAUUGGACAUGUGGUCCAUUUUAACAUCCACCUACCUACCAUAACCCAGCAGACUAAGGUUGGUUUUAAAAACAGGCAACAGAAAGCCAUAACCUUUUCCUAUUUAAGACCUGGUAACACUGCUGAUAUGUUUAUUACAAGGAAAUAGUUAAUAUUAAAGAAAAAGGGAAAUUUUGGCAACCUGUCUACAAAUAAUUUCUUAAUAUCAAAAUAUGAGAUUUACCAACAGUCAGUGAAAUUAUUUUUAUUGGACUAGAUUGGAUACUUUUAUCUUGCAGUGCUGUGAGGAUGAAUUGGUUGCACUUUUUUGCCUUCACUCAACUGUUAGCCUGCAAAUACACGGCAAACAGUAAUGUAUUAGUUUGUUUUUAAAGGUAAUGCAAAGUUGUAAUAUCCAUUUAAAUCCAAGUUGGUUUCCAUGGUAACAGACCCACCCUCUUCUGCAUAUUGUGUUUUUGAGUGCUACUAGUGCAGUGAGCGGCUUAGCUUGUUUAAGCAGCUGGCUGUGCUUUCUUUUGACCUCAUAGCAUCUACCAUUUUGAUGUCUACUUAUUUUCAAGAAGCGGUUAAGUGUGUACAACACAAUGAUGCUGGCCUUUCUCAGAUGCCUCAUUAAUCUUAUUGUAGGAAGUCUGUAAUGCAACAAUUUGACUAAAGUUAAGUCUUGGUCAUUUCUAAAUAGAUGCCUAAACCUGAGUUACAUUUAGGACCGUUACCCUGGGCGCCACACAAACCUUAUAUUGUUUACCUUCAGGAUUUUAUGAGUCUUGAGUCACAUCCUUGAACUGCUAUACAAAAAGUGUGCACACUUCA
Molecule: messenger RNA, 2680 nt
Organism: Etheostoma spectabile (orangethroat darter)
Lineage: Eukaryota; Metazoa; Chordata; Actinopteri; Perciformes; Percidae
Gene: dcun1d3
Product: defective in cullin neddylation 1 domain containing 3
Exons: 5
Coding region: 638-1624 (328 amino acids)
Biological process (GO): protein neddylation
Cellular component (GO): ubiquitin ligase complex
Molecular function (GO): cullin family protein binding; ubiquitin-like protein binding; ubiquitin conjugating enzyme binding
Source: RefSeq, a predicted model, not a curated record